Messenger RNA from Mycetomoellerius zeteki, 3780 nucleotides. RefSeq names its product CUGBP Elav-like family member 2. Gene Ontology annotation, molecular function: RNA binding. NCBI's taxonomy places the organism in Eukaryota, Metazoa, Arthropoda, Insecta, Hymenoptera, Formicidae. The record is from RefSeq and is a predicted model, not a curated record. Gene Ontology annotation, cellular component: ribonucleoprotein complex.
GUAAAUAUCGUUCGACGUUAAUAGGUCAAGCCAUGUGACAAAAUCAAUUCAAGUGAUAUUUUAUUUUAUGUUUUUUUGUAUGUUUUAGUCUUUAUAUUUUUUUUUUGAUCGACGGUCUCGGCACAAUUUCAAAAUUUCUCUCGAGUUAUCCGCUACAUCGGUCUGUGGGGAGGAGCGUGUACUUCGCAUCAUCGCUUCUGCAUCGAAAAGCAGAAAAGGCUGUGGUUGUUUGUGACAAGUGCCCGAUCGUUACCGUUUGUUUGGUUAUUUACGUUGUCAUCCGCGUCUAAGCCUUAUCGUCCUUCAAUCAAAGUGAGUGCACGCAUCGAAUUCGUAAUUCUUCUCGUCGCGAUUUCUUCGUUCGCGUUUGAAUUCGGGAUCGCGAUCGCGUGUGUAGUGUAUCCAGUGCAUCGGACUGCGCAGCGAGGCACAUAACUACUGGAUUCGGACCGAGGCUUCUUCGUUCUCUUCGCUGUCCCGCAACGCUAGGGUUUCGUAUUCGCACCCACAGCUGGAUCGUGUUGCAACGGAUCUCAAAAGACGCUCCAAUAUCCGUCUGGAGGAUUCUAAAGUAUACGAAACGAAAGGUUGGAUAUCGAUCGCUAUCAGUCACCGCUCGUACGAAUUGAACAAGACUUCAACGGGACUAGUCUUUCCGCGUGCUUUCGUGUUGUUGGUGUGCUUAAUCCACGUGAUGAGUGUGUGCUCCUCGUGCUAAGAUUUCAAUUCGUUUCUGAGCGCGAACGUGAUUCGUGAAUCGAGAGUGUCCUGUGCUGUUCGUAGUUCGCCCGAGACCCUAGAAGUAGCUUGUUCGUGCACGUACUGUAGAGUUUGAGGGUUGACGCCUUCAAACCGCAAGCGUACAAUAAUCCUGUCUUCCUCAAGGAUAAACGAAACCGAGCGAAGGAGGCACCGUCACCCGGUCGCCAAACGGACUCCCAUGAAAAUGUUACAGUCGUUAAACGCUCUGGCGGGUAAAAUCUCGCCGGGCUCUCCUACCGACAGCAACGCCAACAAGGUGCACAUGCAUAAUAACAACAAUAAUAACAACAACGUGGUGCAUCACCAUCCCUACUCCAAACAGCAGACCCAGCCGUCCCCGUCGCACUCUGCCAACGGCGACCAAAAGGAAAAUACUAUAAUGAACAACAAUAGUGUGGAGCAGCCAGAUCCAGACAAUAUAAAGAUGUUCGUGGGGCAGGUACCUCACGAUAUGGACGAGAAUGAUUUGAGGACGAUGUUUGAGGAAUAUGGUCGAGUGCAUCAGAUAAAUAUCCUGCGGGACAAGAUCACCGGUAGUCAUAGGGGAUGUUGCUUUGUAACCUUUUACACUAGAAAAGCGGCUUUGGCAGCGCAGAACGCUCUUCAUAAUGUUAAAACCUUCAGUGGGAUGCGCCAUCCGAUCCAAAUGAAGCCGGCCGACAGCGAGAAUCGGAAUGAACGCAAACUGUUCGUUGGGAUGCUAUCGAAAAAAUUCACAGAAAACGAUGUUAGGAACAUGUUUAGCGCUUACGGAAUGAUCGAGGAAUGCUCGGUGCUGAGGGACAGCACCGGGAAAAGUAAAGCCUGUGCCUUCGUUACCUUCGCUAGUAAGCAGUACGCGAUCAAUGCCAUCAAAGCUCUGCAUCAUUCCCAGACAAUGGAGGGUUGUUCGUCACCAUUAGUCGUAAAAUUCGCCGAUACGCAAAAGGAAAAGGACCAGAAGAGGAUGCAGCAACUCCAGACGAAUCUCUGGAACAUCGCGGGAGUCAACAUCACACCGCAUUACCUAACCAACGAUGCGCAUACUUUGGCGCCUGCAUCGUUGCAGCUUCUGCAACAAUUGCAGGCGACGACGAGUGCCGCGACUCCGGUCGCAGCGAACGCAGGAGCAGCUAAUGCACUGUCGAAUGUACAACAUCAGUUACUGUUACAACAACACCUUGGCCUUGGUGCGGCAACACCUGCGCACGCAGCACCUCCCGCUGUACCUAGUCCAGCAGAAAUCAACCCUGCGAAUUUGCAAAGUUUAGCCACCCUCGCGUCUCUGAGUAAUACUGCUGCAAAUGCGGGUGUGUCGCCAAUGAGUAUGCAGAAUCUUGUCACUUUGGCAGCUAUGACCGGCGGAAACAGCAAUCUCCAGGUGUCGCCAAACACAUUAAGCGGCCUGGCGAAUUCGACAGCAGCUGCUCUUCUGGGAAAAACAGGAAAUACAGGGUCUACCGGGGGCAGUCUCAGUCCUGUAACAUCUCUCACGCUCAAUUCCUUGACGGGAACGCCGUUAAACGGACUUCAGGAUUCGCUGAGCAACGCCUAUUCCAGUUUACAACAGUAUGCAGGGUUCCCCGCGUUCACGGCGAAGACCAAGUUCACCAGCACGGACAAACAAAUCGAGGGUCCCGAAGGUUGCAAUCUCUUUAUAUACCACCUACCGCAAGAAUUCAGCGAUACAGACCUCAUUUCUACCUUUUUACCCUUUGGCAAUGUCAUAUCCGCCAAAGUUUUCAUAGAUAAGCACACGCACAUGAGUAAAUGCUUUGGUUUCGUAUCGUAUGACAAUGUGUCGAGCGCGCAAGCGGCGAUCCAAACGAUGCACGGUUUCCAGAUUGGCAUGAAGCGACUGAAGGUCCAGUUGAAACGAUCCAAGGAUGCCUCCAAGCCGUACUAGCUGACGUCACAGAACGUUCGUAGCAGGUGGCCUGUGACGUUGUGACCGUGUACUCUCGAUCGGAGUCGCCGUGCCAUGUCAGUCUCAGUCAGUCAAAUCAGUAUCGGUCGUUCGCUCGACCGGUCGAUCGAUCAGUCACGAUUCCCCGGUCAGUCUCUCGAUCAGUCUAUCUGUGUCUGUCGGUGCCUGUACAAAGAACAACACCCGCCCACGCGCUCUCACUUCUGCCGUGAGAUCCUCCGCCUUGUUGACCUCUUCUCUAUCUUUUCAUCUCAUCUCCUCAACCUCUUUUGCGCCCGUACCGCCUAUCCACGAAGUCGCGACAUCAUUCAUACUUCGCGAUCGCACCGAGCGGUUGCUCGUCCUCCCGAUCGCAGCUGCGCAUGUAAAACACUGGACGAAAUCUCGGACACUCAGAAGAACUGGGCAAACGAAAGUUGUGGCCAAGAAAGUGCACAUGAAAUGUGGAGGAGCGCGAUGAAGAAGGCUGAGAAAGUGGAACAGAAAAGAGGACGAUGCACCGACGACCGACCAGGGUUCCUCGAACGAAGCUAACGCGCUAUGUUAACUGUCUGUCCAAUCUCCCCUCCUCCCUAUGUAUAUACAGAUAUAUAAAUAUAUCAUGCAUAUAUGUACAUACACAUAUAUGUGUACGUGUGUAUGGUAUGUGCGUGCGUUUGAGAGCGUAAUGAGGAUUCUUAUAGUUAAUUAACGAUAGGUGACGCUCUACGUUUCACGGUGAAAGAGGACAAAAGGACAAGCGAGGAAUGUGUGGCGAAUGAGCUGUGUGCGAGAAAUUUUUCUUAUACAUAACUAUACAUAUACAUAGUUAUACAUACAUGUUCAUAAAUCGAAUUAUCGACUGAGAACUAUUUUUAUCGGCUCUACUAUCGGGAUCGCUGUCAACGCCUCGCAGCGCCUGUUUAUACAUAAAUAUGCAUAUGCAUAUGUGCGUAUGUAUCGCGGCAAAUUGGGCGUGUAAACGAGAUAAAUGUAUGUAUGAAGAAGCACGAGAGAUGGAGGCGGAAAGGGAAACGCGAAAGGACGAACAAUGAUCGUGCGGGACCGACGCGCGUGCGACUUCUUAGGUUUAAAUCGUGCAAAUAUACCAAAAACGAAACGGAUACAAAGAA